Molecule: messenger RNA, 1095 nt
Organism: Hypoxylon fragiforme
Lineage: Eukaryota; Fungi; Ascomycota; Sordariomycetes; Xylariales; Hypoxylaceae
Product: PAP2-domain-containing protein
Exons: 2
Coding region: 270-983 (237 amino acids)
Biological process (GO): lipid biosynthetic process; protein N-linked glycosylation
Cellular component (GO): endoplasmic reticulum membrane; intracellular membrane-bounded organelle
Molecular function (GO): dolichyldiphosphatase activity
Source: RefSeq, a predicted model, not a curated record
CCUGAUAAAAAAGGUUUAGCUGGUCCCCUUGUUUCAACUUACUUCCAAUGACGAAAUAGGAACUGGGUCCCCAGGUUGAAACCCUUCCCUCGAUUAUCCAGGCUAUGAAAAAAAUAAACACGACUCGUCAGUCCCACUUACUUACUUACUUACUUAUUACGUCCUAUUAAUAUUUUGCCCAAAUCCAUCUGAACAAUGUGUCGUUAAAAAGUCUUUGACCCAACAAACCACCUAGUCCGGUUGCCUAAGCGCAUGUUCCAGCUCUCACAAUGGCCGACGACACAGUGCCUCUAGCGUCGCUGUCCCUAACUCACGUUCACUAUGACCCAACAGAUCCCCUAUCCUACCUCUGCGCCUGGCUGGCCCUCGUCCCGCAGGGCCUGUGCGUCGUGUACGCGACCCUGAUCCUGUUCACGCGCGAGAUCGAGAUCGCGCUGCUGUUCGCGGGCCAGCUCGCCUGCGAGGCCAUCAACUUCGCGCUGAAGCGGCUGAUCAAGGAGGAGCGCCCGCGCCGCAUGAACGGCAAAGGCUACGGCAUGCCCAGCAGCCACGCCCAGUUCGUCGCCUACUUCGCCGUCUCCCUCACCCUCUUCCUGCUGUUCCGCCACCAGCCCCCGAGCCCGCGCGUCCGCAGGCGCAACCACACCCCCAUGGGCCUCCUCGAGAGAACCGGGUGGAGUGUCCUCGGCCUCGGCGUUGCCGCCGCCGUCGCGUGGAGCAGGGUGUAUCUGAACUACCACACCGAAAAACAAGUGCUGGUCGGCGCUGCCGCAGGGACGGUAAGUGCCAUAGGAUGGUUUGUCAUCACCGCUAUAGUCAGGCAGACGGGGUGGCUAGCCUGGGCGAUAGACCUGCCCAUAGCGAAGUGGCUGCGAAUACGGGACUUGAUUGUGGAGGAGGAUCUGUGCCAGGCUGGGUGGGAGAAAUGGGAUGAUAAGAUCACAGAACUAAAGGCAAAGGAAAAGAAGAGGAAAGGGAGGUGAGGUGAAGUUUUUGCCUACUUUCUCAGACAAUACCCAAUACCCCCUGGCCUAGCGACCUAAAAACACCCUCCAUAGCUACGCUCGUAGUAAAGAAGAAGAGCCCCCCCAAAAA